CACCACUUGGCUUUUCUUCCUUACCUCUCUACACACUCACCCCCAAAGAAGAGCAGCUGAAGAGAUACCAAGAUGAACACGCUACUGACGUUGGUUGCAAUGACGUGCACAUUGGCUGCAUGCGUCGACGUCGAUCCUGUUCAGGAUUUCGAUCUGCAGAGGAUGUCCGGCAAGUGGUACAUGGUUGGCAUGGCCACUAACGCGCCUUGGUUUGUAAACAAUAAGGACACCAUGAAGAUGGGUACGACAUUCAUGGUGCCAACUGAAGGGGGAGACAUGGACCUCACUCAUGCCCACAUAAAGGAGGAUAAUACUUGCUGGAGAAUGACCCAUCUCGCUAAAAAAACUGAAACUCCUGGACGCUUUACCUUCCAUAGCCAAGUUUGGAAUAAUGACAAUGACAUGCGAGUCGUCAGCGUCACGUACGACAACUUUGCGGUGAUCCACACCAUCAAGACAAAGGAGGGAGUAUCGGAGGUUUUGAACAAGCUUUACACUCGCUCUCCUGAGGUUAGCGUGGCCCUGCAGCAGAACUUUAAGGAGUUCUCCAUCGAGACUGGCGUCCUGGCUGAAAAUGUUGCCAUCCUGCCAAUUUCUGCCGAGUGUCCCGAGGCCUGAACAGUUUCCUCCUCAAUCUCGGAUGUGCUUGUCUCCAGCUUCUUUCAUCAAACAGCUCAGUAUUUCCAUUUUACGCAACUUUAACUGAAAUAGAACAAAUAAGAAGGGCAGAGAGAAAAUAUCUUUGCAUUCAUUUUAUGUUUUGAUCUGCUGAUUUGAUCGCGACUUUGAUUUUCCCCACAAGUCAAUAAAACCAAAAAUAAA
Syngnathus typhle (broad-nosed pipefish) is the source of this 822-nucleotide messenger RNA. Its product is annotated as lipocalin-like. Gene Ontology annotation, molecular function: small molecule binding. Bases 73 to 618 code for a protein of 181 amino acids. The record is from RefSeq and is a predicted model, not a curated record. The transcript has 6 exons. NCBI's taxonomy places the organism in Eukaryota, Metazoa, Chordata, Actinopteri, Syngnathiformes, Syngnathidae.